AUGCCUAGUUUUUGGAAAGAACAAUCAAGCAGCGCCGAGGAUAUGCAAGAAGAAGAUAUGAAUAAUUACAAUGGGUUACAGUCAUUGACAAAACCCGAACUAUCGCGAUCCAGCUGUUUUUCUUCACAAUCAAUAAGAUCAUUCUUGAAAAAAUCCCGCCUUUACGCCGAUGACACCUUGAGAGAAAAACUCAAUUCCCAAAGAAGAAACGAUAGAAACGGAUGCUCAAACGUCAUUAAUACCAUUUUGAUACCUGCUUGGAGUGAUCGUUUGGAAAUGAUCCAGUACUGUGAUGAGCAGGCCAAAAAGGUAAAGAAGGAGAUUGAUGAUUAUAAUAUCCAUGAUGAAGCCAAACAGCAUCCCGAAUUCAACCUACGGGUGAAUCCUUACGCAGAAGAAGAUUUUGAAGAUCUCAAGAACAAACGUUACGAAAGUGUUUACCGCUUGCAAAACUGGGUCCAGAACGAAAUCGUGGUGGAAAAAAUUGUCGUUGGGAAGUCCUUGGAGAUUUUGAACGAUAGAUGUCCAAGAGAAUCAGUAAAGCAGUUGCAAAAUGACUUAAAAAGUGAAAACUUUAGUAAAUUGGAUCUCUAA
Molecule: messenger RNA, 594 nt
Organism: Saccharomycopsis crataegensis
Lineage: Eukaryota; Fungi; Ascomycota; Saccharomycetes; Ascoideales; Saccharomycopsidaceae
Gene: MIX23
Product: Mix23p
Exons: 1
Coding region: 1-594 (197 amino acids)
Cellular component (GO): mitochondrial intermembrane space; mitochondrion
Source: RefSeq, a predicted model, not a curated record